AUGUCUACCCCAGCAGCCAAACGUCGUCGAAUUGAAGCUGCAAAUACUCUUCAAAAACCCUUCCGUUCACCAUUCAAGACACCAUUCAAAUCACCCCUCAUUAAAGCCCCUCCAAACACUCGCGCUUCUACUGCCGCCUCAGCAGCCUCUAUUCCUCUAUCUUCCAAGAUUUCAAGUUCUUAUCCGGUCGUGAGCAUUCCAUCUCCAAAUACAGUGACGCGCGUCAAGAAAUCCUUCACAUCACCGGUUUCCCCAGCGGUUCUUAAUGCCGAUCCAAAUAUUGCGCCGCUACUCAAAGAGCAAAGAGAAUUGGAGAAACAACUGAAGGCAGUCAAGGAGGAAUUAGACAUGGCAGAACAGGCGAAGAAGAUUGAGAGGGAUAGUAAAACUAAAGAUAAGGAUGGAAAUGGAGAGAUUGAUGGAGAGUUAAUAGAACUGUGUGAGAAGUGGAAAGGAGCGAGUCGAUUAGCAGCAGAAGAGUUAUUUGGGAAAGUUAGAGAUAGGGUUAAUAGGAUGGGUGGACCAAGAGCUUGGAAGGAAAUGCAAAAGAGACAACAGGAAUAUCAAAAUAAUUGGGAUCAGGAUGAAGUAAACAACAAUAAUAAUGACGAUUCUGAUGACGAUGAUGAGGAUGGUAAGGUCAAGGAGAAGCGAGAUAUUUAUGCAGAGUAUAGCAUUGAUCCUGAGACGGAGAAUGAAAGAGCACAGAGAGCUCCGGGACUUGGUGAUACUGGAGAGAAUCCUGGAGAGGAAGAUGAAUUUACAAUGGCAAUGAUGCUGAGAACAUUAAAUGUGGAUUUGGCAGUAAUUGGGUAUGAUAGGGAGCAACAAAGAUGGAUUGAUUGA
Messenger RNA from Sclerotinia sclerotiorum 1980 UF-70, 846 nucleotides. RefSeq lists its product with no specific name. Lineage: Eukaryota; Fungi; Ascomycota; Leotiomycetes; Helotiales; Sclerotiniaceae. Gene Ontology annotation, biological process: DNA recombination. The record is from RefSeq and is a predicted model, not a curated record. The coding region runs from base 1 to 846 and encodes 281 amino acids. The transcript has 3 exons.